AGUCCGGCCAGGACGGCGACGGUGAAGCACCUGGGUUGAGAGGGAGGAGCAAGGUAACACGCAGCCCUGCCUCUCCCGUCCCCAGCCCGCACCUCCUCCGAGGCGGGUGUGUGUGGGACCCGGGAGUGGCUCUCACAUCUCAUCGCCCACCAACACCUUCCUCCCCCACCAUCCUUACCCUACCCAACCCACCUGGGCAAGACAACCCAGGUGCAAAAGACAGUGAUUCUGAAGGAAGAGCGAGCAAGUGGAGAAGAAAGAGGGGGGUCCUCGUGAAGAGGGAAGGCCUGGUCACAGUCAGAAGCACGUGGCACUAGGGGCUCCAGCUGAGGAGGCUCUUCUGAUUGACCAUCGGAUCUGGUCACAUUGACGGCUCCUAGGACGCUACCUCUGAGACCUGGUGGCAAGGUCCCUGAACCAUGACCCAGAUGGUCAAUGAAAGGGAGGAUCCCCUUAAUCUGGGCAGCGGCAGUGGAGGAGGAGGCAGCGGCAGCUGGGCAUCCUCCCUCCCACUGCACACCUGGUCCUCCUAUCAUCGAAGGCAGAGGGGUGCUCCAAUGUCCAAGCGGCGAUACCGCGAUGGCCCCAAAGCUGAGUACGAGGCUCCCAGGAAACAACCCAAGCAACAGCGCAUCCAUGGCCCUUGGUUCCAACCGCCCAGAGGCCCCUACUGGGCCCUUUACUCCAACUGGGGGCGCUGUGGAGAGCCCUGGCGCCCACCACUCAUAGCAUUCCAGAGCCCCCUUUGCCCGGCGCAGAUGAUCCGGGCCUAUGGUCUGCACCCGCUCUGCCUUUGCUGCUGCUCUUGCUGGAGCGGGCCCUGGAGCCCCGGCUGGGAGAGACCCCCGGGCCGAAAGAAGCGCUGGGGGCGCAGGGGUCGUGGCCUGCGUCGACACCCUCGUCGCUCGUUCCAGAGGAACCCGCCCAUAGACAUGAGGAAGCUGCUGCGCCCGGUCAACCUAUACGGGAGGCGGGCUCCUGGGAUGAGAGCGCCGCGGAAUACCACCCAGUUCAUCAUGAACCAGGUCUACGAAGACAUGAGGCAGCAAGAGAAGCUAGAGCGCCAGCAAGCGGUGUUGCGUGCACAGCAAGUCCAGGCUCGUGGCAUCUCCCCCGGAGGCUCCACUACCAAUGACGCGCCCCACAGCGGCGUCCAUGAAGACUCGCAGUUGCCGGAAGAUCUGUUUGGCUUCAUGCAGGAUCCCUCUCUAACCUUCAGUCCUACUCCAGUGCAGCAAAACCAGUCUCCCACCCCACAGCGGGUAGAGGAAGAGGAGAAAAAUAAUGAUGAUGAGUGCGACAAAGAGGUUUGUGAUGAAAAAGAGGAGAGCGAGGAGGAGGAAGACGAGGAGAGAGAGACAGCAGAUGUGGAUGCGGAUGGAGAGGAAGUGGAAGAGGCUGACGAUGGGGAGGAAGUGGAAGAGGAUAUGUUGGAAGAGGUGGGGCUGGAGGAGGGAGAACAGAGAGAGGAAGAAAAAUUCUUGUGUCUGGGAAUGCCUUUGUCGAUCCUAGUAGGGGACGAAGAAGAGAGAGAGAGCUUUAUGAACUAUGAUUACUUAAGCCAAGAACAAAUAAUUCCCAACGUGCCAGAGGCAGGUCUGUUUAUGGUACCGGACGGACAUUAGCCAUUAGCCUUCAGGAAGGGAACUGAGAAACGAGAUGGAACUGAUUUUGAGGCUAAUAUGCAUUCACAACUUGUUAAAAACAGAUUUAAAAGUGAGUUCCAUAAAUAAACAUCAAUGUAAACACCUUCGUUGGCCACUAUAAAAUAUUUAAACAUUGCUGUGUUUGUGUAUGACUAUGGGCGGGAGAGGGGAAGAUUUCAGAUAUAUUUUAUUGGAAACGAUUAAAGGCCAAAUAUUUUAUUACU
Messenger RNA from Meriones unguiculatus (Mongolian gerbil), 1870 nucleotides. RefSeq names its product coiled-coil glutamate rich protein 1 (gene Ccer1). The record is from RefSeq and is a predicted model, not a curated record. NCBI's taxonomy places the organism in Eukaryota, Metazoa, Chordata, Mammalia, Rodentia, Muridae. Bases 420 to 1625 code for a protein of 401 amino acids. The transcript has a single exon.